Molecule: messenger RNA, 1209 nt
Organism: Fusarium subglutinans
Lineage: Eukaryota; Fungi; Ascomycota; Sordariomycetes; Hypocreales; Nectriaceae
Exons: 1
Coding region: 1-1209 (402 amino acids)
Source: RefSeq, a predicted model, not a curated record
AUGGCGCGUUAUCAGCAAUUCGAGCGCCUUCCAGCGACGCGAGAUCUCUUUAAGAACAGAAUCAGAACACUCAAGGAAUUCCGCGAAGUUCUCGAGGACUCGUAUUUCAUCGCACUUGACACGGAACAUGUUGCAAUCACGAGCGAGAGUGACCGUGUUCUCCACCAGGUUGGACUGGCGUUCACCAAGACACUAAACUCGAGGCAUCCUCCUUGCGAGGUGCUGAAACCUGGAAUCAUAAGGCCAAAACGACGCCUUUGGCAUUUCUUCGAAGAUAACGAUAUGAAAGGGCUCACUUUGAACGUCGACACGAGUAAGAAGCUUGGGGAUGAAGUCCUUCGCGUCGGUGGUUUCAAAGGCAUGCCUAUUCGUCGCCCCCAUCGCUUUGGCGAGGAGAAGACGGUCGACGUUGAGGACUUGGAGGCUUCUGUCGUGGAGUUCCUGUCAAACCUACCUCGCGACAAGAAGCUGGUACUAGUUGGGUUCGGAAUGGGAGCGGAAUGGCUUUACCUUUCGGCAAACUUCCCAGCUGCCAUACGCUUUUUCUCGUCCUGGGUAGAUCUUGGCGACAUCGUGGUGGACAUCACCUCCUCAGCACCUUCGUUUUUCCCAAGUUUGCAAUUUCUAAUACAGACCUUUGGCUACUGGCGGACAGAUGUUAGACCCGCAAGUCGACACCGCACUGGUGGCAACGCUGGCAAUGCUGACAAUGCUGGUGAUGAUGUCGUGACAACACUUGCUCUGGCACAAGCUCUCCUCGAAGAGAAGAACUACAGCGCGCUCCUCUUCGAUCAUGCGUGCUUCAGAAUAGCAAGUUGGGGCAAGCCCAGGCCUUUUUGUGAUUCAGCCAAAUGCUUCAUUGCGACCGUCAGAAGUGAGGCAGAGCUCCCGAACAGGAUUUGCACGGGCAUCAAGAUUGCGCGGCAAUUUAUCGACUUUCACCCGGUGGGUACUGGGCUGAUUUCCAGUGAGGUUGGAUUCAUCACUUUUGAGAGCCAAGAGGAACUGGAUCAUUUCAUUGGCUGUGUGGAUGGGAUGGUGCUGCAUACUGGCGAGACCCUCUCUGCUCAACGGUAUAUCCACAUCGAUACAAAGACGCCAGAGACGCCAGAGGACCAAAAGUUGAAAGAAGAGAAGCGCAUCAUGAGAAGGGUAAAGAGGGAAUCAAACAAUGACGAAGUUGUGGAGUUGGGGGGCCUCUUCUCUUGA